GAAGAGGCACGCACUCCUCACGCGUUCGCUCCGGCGCGAUCCACCGCCUCCACCGCACAAAGUUUACAACAACCGAAGGAAGAAGAAAGAAAGAAAAAGAAAAAGAAAACAAAAAGAAAAGUCGAGGAGACAGUGGAACAAAGUGACCGCUCGGGCCGCAUCCAUGUCGCUCCCCGGCUCUCCAGCGCUCCUCUCCCCGGGCUCCGGCGCUUCCAACCCGGCUGCAGCUGCUGCGCUCUACCACCACCCGCAGCACUGUUCCUCCUCCAACACCAACACCACCACCACCACCACGUCCUCCUCUUCUUCUUCCUCUUCUUCUUCUUCUUCUUCUGCCUCGAGUUUGGCCGCCGCCGUCACCUCCAGCCCGACGCCGACCAACGCCAACAACUCGUCCGGGUCUCCGCGCGUCACCGGCGGCAUGCUGGCCACGUUCCUCCCGGGCCACGGCGCGCCGCUCUCGGCUCUGGGCAGCAACGGCGCCGCUCUGGCCGGUUCCGCGGGGGCUCUGAGCGCGCUGAGCGGCUUCGGCGCGCUGACCCCCGGCUCCCCCGCGGGUCUCCUCCACCACCACCACCACCAGCAGCAGCACCACCCGCACCACCAGGCUCCCCCGCCGCCGCCCCCGCCGCAGUCCGGGCUGUGCAGCGAGUGUAAACUGGUGGAGGUGCACGGCGUGAAGGUGGCGAGUUUCAGCGUGGACGGACAGGAGCUCAUCUGCCUGCCGCAAGUGUUCGAUCUGUUCCUGAAGCACCUGGUGGGCGGGCUGCACACGGUCUACACGAAGCUCAAGCGCCUGGACAUCACCCCCGUGGUGUGCACCGUGGAGCAGGUGCGCGUGCUGCGGGGGCUCGGCGCGAUCCAGCCCGGAGUGAACCGCUGCAAACUCAUCUCCCGCAAGGACUUCGAGACGCUGUACCAGGACUGCACCAGCGCCAGACCACCACAGACCAAAGCUACGGACCAGAGCUACGGACCAGAACUAUGGAUCAGAGAGACCACCACAGACCUGGACUACAGACCAGAGCUACAGACCACAGAGACCACCACAGACCACAGACCAGAACUACCGAUCACUACAGACCAGGGCUACGGACCAUCACAGAUCACUGACCAGAGACAGGAACUACAGACCAGAGAACAGAGACCACCCUGGACCAGGACUAUGGACCAGAGUCCAGGACUACGGCCCAGAACUAAAGACCAGAGCUACGGACCACCACAGACCACAGCUACAGACUAUGGACCACAGGACCACGGACCACAGACCAGGGUUACGGACCACCACAGACCGGGACUACAGACCACAGACCACAGGCCAGGAUUACAGACCACAGACCAGGGUUAUGGACCACGGACUACAGACCGGGACUACAGACCGGGACUACAGACCGGGACCCAGGACUAUGGACCACCACAGUCCAGAGACCAGGACUAG
Messenger RNA from Boleophthalmus pectinirostris (great blue-spotted mudskipper), 1438 nucleotides. RefSeq names its product dachshund homolog 1-like. Lineage: Eukaryota; Metazoa; Chordata; Actinopteri; Gobiiformes; Gobiidae. The coding region runs from base 164 to 1438 and encodes 424 amino acids. The transcript is spliced from 2 exons. The record is from RefSeq and is a predicted model, not a curated record.